AUGUUCAAGAGCGGCAUUUCGUCCCUCGCCAGGGCUGCCCGCCCAUCCUUUGCCGCUCGACGAGCUCUCCGACCAGCCUCUCUCCGAUUCCCCUCUGCCAUCAGACUCGCCAGCACCCAGAGCGUCGGAGAUGGAAAGAUCCACCAGGUUAUUGGUGCCGUCGUCGACGUCAAGUUCGACACUGCCAAGCUGCCUCCUAUCCUGAACGCCCUGGAGACCACCAACAACAACCAGAAGCUGGUUCUCGAGGUUGCUCAACACUUGGGUGAAAAUGUUGUUCGUUGCAUUGCUAUGGAUGGUACCGAGGGUCUCGUCCGUGGCGCCAAGGCCUCUGACACUGGUGCUCCCAUUACCAUCCCCGUCGGCCCUGCCACUCUUGGUCGUAUCCUGAACGUCACUGGUGACCCCAUUGACGAGCGAGGACCUGUCAAGACUGACAAGUUCCUGCCCAUUCACGCCGAUCCCCCCUCUUUCACUGACCAGUCCACCUCUGCCGAGAUUCUGGUCACUGGUAUCAAGGUCGUCGAUCUGCUCGCUCCCUACGCCCGUGGUGGAAAGAUUGGUCUCUUCGGUGGUGCCGGUGUCGGCAAGACCGUCUUCAUUCAGGAGCUGAUCAACAACAUCGCCAAGGCUCACGGUGGUUACUCCGUCUUCACCGGUGUCGGCGAGCGUACUCGUGAGGGUAACGAUCUGUACCACGAAAUGCAGGAGACCUCCGUCAUUCAGCUUGAUGGCGAGUCCAAGGUCGCUCUGGUUUUCGGUCAGAUGAACGAGCCCCCGGGAGCCCGUGCCCGUGUUGCUCUGACUGGUUUGACCAUUGCCGAGUACUUCCGUGACCAGGAAGGCCAGGAUGUCCUGCUCUUCAUUGACAACAUUUUCCGAUUCACCCAGGCCGGUUCUGAGGUGUCUGCUCUGCUGGGUCGUAUUCCCUCUGCCGUCGGUUACCAGCCCACCCUCGCCGUCGACAUGGGUGGUAUGCAGGAGCGAAUUACCACCACCAAGAAGGGUUCCAUUACCUCCGUCCAGGCUGUCUACGUCCCUGCUGACGAUUUGACUGAUCCUGCCCCCGCCACCACCUUCGCUCACUUGGACGCCACCACUGUCUUGUCCCGUGGUAUCUCCGAGUUGGGUAUCUACCCCGCUGUCGACCCUCUUGACUCAACAUCCCGUAUGCUUGACCCCCGUAUCGUUGGCCAGGAGCACUACAACACCGCCACCCGUGUCCAGCAGAUUCUCCAGGAGUACAAGGGUCUCCAGGAUAUCAUUGCCAUUCUGGGUAUGGACGAACUUUCUGAGGCCGACAAGCUUACCGUCGAGCGUGCCCGAAAGAUCCAGCGUUUCCUCAGCCAGCCUUUCACCGUCGCCCAGGUCUUCACUGGUAUCGAGGGUGCUCUCGUUGACCUCAAGGACACCAUUGCCUCCUUCAAGGCCAUCCUCAACGGUGAGGGUGACAGCCUGCCCGAGGCUGCCUUCUACAUGGUUGGUGACCUUGCCUCAGCCAAGGCUAAGGGUGAGAAGAUUCUGGCGGAGUUGGAGAAGAACUAAAAAGGCUUUAGCUAGCUUGUCCCAAGAGCUGGGGAAUAGUAAGCCUGUGUAUAGACUAGUAUAGUAGUAAACAGCUAUCUGAUAGUAAGAUUUUCUUCAAACAUGCUAUCCGCGGGCUAUAUGUACAAUAGCUGGGACAUUUACAACUAUUAAUAUAUAUAAAAAAAAAUCGUAUUAACGUC
This is a messenger RNA of Trichoderma atroviride IMI 206040, 1727 nucleotides long. RefSeq lists its product as uncharacterized. Gene Ontology annotation, biological process: proton transmembrane transport; proton motive force-driven mitochondrial ATP synthesis. Gene Ontology annotation, molecular function: ATP binding; proton-transporting ATP synthase activity, rotational mechanism. Lineage: Eukaryota; Fungi; Ascomycota; Sordariomycetes; Hypocreales; Hypocreaceae. The record is from RefSeq and is a predicted model, not a curated record.